Molecule: messenger RNA, 1306 nt
Organism: Nematolebias whitei (Rio pearlfish)
Lineage: Eukaryota; Metazoa; Chordata; Actinopteri; Cyprinodontiformes; Rivulidae
Gene: npm1b
Product: nucleophosmin 1b
Exons: 11
Coding region: 20-910 (296 amino acids)
Biological process (GO): ribosomal small subunit export from nucleus; ribosomal large subunit biogenesis; ribosomal large subunit export from nucleus
Cellular component (GO): centrosome; nucleoplasm; nucleolus
Molecular function (GO): RNA binding; histone binding; chromatin binding
Source: RefSeq, a predicted model, not a curated record
UUGCCGCCCACUUUUGAAGAUGGAGGACGACAUUUCGGAUUUGAGCAGACCUCAAAUGUACUUGUUCGGUUGCACCUUGAAAUCGGAUAAACGGGAGUUUAAAGUUGACGUAGAUGACGACGAUGCAGAACAACAGCUGUCACUCAAAGCAGUGUGUCUGGGCUCUGAGGCUGAGGACAAGUUCCACGUGGUGGAGGUGGAAGGGCUCACGUACGAUGCGAAGACCACCAAAGUGCCGCUGGUUGUCCUGAAACCUUCUGUCCUGCCCUCUAUAAAUUUAGGUGGGUUUGAGAUCACUCCUCCAGUAACCUUCCGUCUCGUGUCCGGUUCUGGACCGGUUCACAUCAGCGGGCAGCAUUUUGUCAGCGUGAAGGAGUCUGAUGAUGAAGACGAGGAAAACAACACAUCACCAGUGAAGAGGCCUGCAAACCUGUCGCUGAAGAAACCCUCCGCGAAAAAAAUGAAGAUGGAUUCAGAUGAUGAUGACGAUGAUGACGAAGAAGACAGCGAUGAAGAUGACGAUGAUGACGAUGAGAGUGAUGAAGAUGAUGUGAAGCCUCAGAAGAAUGUGGGGAAAGUACCGGUACAGAAAAAAAGCCCAGAAUCUUCAGCUAAAAAACCCAACAAGACGCCCGUGAAACCAAAUGGCCCUGCAGGGAAACCUUCAGGAUCAGCAACCAAACCUCAGAUUAAGACACCUUCCCAAGGAAAAGACAAACCCCAGGCUGGCACUUCUAAAUCUCCAUCUCUGUCUGAGAUUAGGAAUAAACUAGCAACAGCAGCCAAAGAGGGGAAACCACUACCGAAGACAGAACAGAAGUUUGAAAAUUAUGCCAGGACUGCUUAUAAAGUCACAGACAAAAGUGUGGUCAAAGAUCUCUGGAGUUUUCUGCAAACGCUCAAGAAGUAACAGUAAGAAGGAUCGUUUCUGCGUUUUCCUGCAAGACGUUUAAAGGCACAGUCAACACAUUCGUAUCUAGUCAGUACUUCUAAGGUCUGUGAUCAGAAAACUAAAUGAUACAUGAAAUUAUUCUUUGCUGUUUCACUAACAUCACGUGAACCAGGCCGUGAAUUCUGUGCAGAGGUGGUUUUAAUCUGCUCCUCCUUUAAGCAUUUUACCUGUUGUUACCUGAAAUGUAUUUUAUUAUAGGAGGGAAAUAGGUCAACUUUAUUUCAACUUAAAGCAAAAUUAGAUUUAAUUUUCAACAAGAGAAUAAAUUCAGAUGAAAUCACAUUGUUUUAAAGUAAAGCUAGCUGUAAACCCAGAAUGUACCAGGAGCACGUUGAUCAUUAAAUAUACCAAACU